CAUCGCUGCGCCCUGUACCCAGCGCGAGCAGAGAUGAGCUACGGGUCUGAAGUCUUCUCCUCCUCCUCCUACCGGAGGGUCUUCGGGGAUUCUCCCCGCUACUCGGCCUCUCCGUCGCGCGCAGCGAUGAGCGUCUCCUCCCGGGGAGGGUACCGCUCCACCUCGCUGUCCCGAGCCGGGGCUCCGUCCCUGGGCUCGUACAGCAAAAAGUCCGGCCGCUCCUUCUCCAUGCCGCUGGAGACGUUCGACCUGACCCAGAGCACCGUCCUCAACAACGAGUACAAGAUCAUCCGCACCAAUGAGAAGGAGCAGAUGCAGGGUCUCAACGACCGCUUCGCCAUGUUCAUCGAGAAGGUGCGCAACUUGGAGCAGCACAACAAAGUCCUGGAGACCGAGCUGCUCGCGCUGCGCCAGCGGCAGGCGGAGCCGUCCCGCCUGGCCGAGCUCUACCAGCAGGAGAUCCGAGAGCUGCGCUCUCAGCUGGAGGAGCUGAACGGGGAGAAGUCCCAGCUGCUCAUCGAGAGGGACAACAUCGACGACGACCUGCAGAAGCUCAGGGCCAAGUACGAGGAGGAGUUCCGCGCGCGCGAGGAAGCGGAGGCCACCCUCAAGGCUUUCAAGAAGGACGUGGACGACGCCACCAUGGUGCGCCUGGACCUGGAGAAGAAGGUCGAGUCGCUCCUGGACGAGAUCAACUUCCUCCGGAAGGUCCACGAGGAGGAGGUGGCCGAGCUGACCGACAUGAUCCAGGCCGCCCAGGUGUCCGUGGAGAUGGAGGUCUCCAAGCCGGACCUCACCUCCGCGCUCAAGGAGAUCCGCGGCCAGUACGAGUCCAUGGCCUCCAAGAACCUGCAGUCCGCCGAGGAGUGGUACAAGAGCAAGUUCGCGGACCUGUCCGAGCAGGCCACACGGAGCACCGAGGCCAUCCGGGCCAGCAGGGAGGAGGUGAACGAGUUCAGGAGGCAGCUGCAGUCCAAGACCAUCGAGAUCGAGAGUCUGAGGGGAACCAACGAGUCUCUGGAGAAGCAGCUCCGGGAGAUGGAGGACAGGCACAACAUGGAGAUUGUGGGCUACCAGGAGAACAUGGCCGAGCUGGAACACGAGCUGCGGACCACCAAGAGUGAGAUGGCACGGCACCUGAGGGAGUAUCAGGACCUGCUGAAUGUCAAAAUGGCGCUGGAUAUUGAAAUCGCAGCAUACAGGAAACUGCUGGAAGGAGAGGAGACCCGCAUCGGGACGGGCAUCGCCUACCCCAGCCCUUCCAUGAGCGUCGGCCCCGGCCAGGGCUACAGCUACCAGUCCCGCGUUUUCACCAGCUCGGGCAAGAGCGCCAAGAAGGAGGGCAAAGAGGAGGAGCCGCAGCAGAACAAAGCCGGCAGCAAAGUGUCCCAGCGGGAGGUCUUCGAGGAGACGGUGGUCUCCACGAAGAAGAUGGAGAAGCAGCAGGAAGACGUCACUCAGAAAAACUAAAGGUGUCAAACCUCUCCGCACCCACUUCAAAAACCACUUUAGGUGUGCUGGACGUCUGCAAAUGAUUUGAGUGAAGGAUCUACAGGUUUGGUUUUUAAUGGAAUCAUUACAUCCCCUCAUCCUCACAGAUAGAAAUCCAUUAUAUUCAUUACACCAUCAAUAAAAUAAACAGUACAUUUCUGUCUUUUUCACAACUCGUUCUUAAAUAAGUCACUUCAGUAGAUUAUGUGCAAACAACAAUAAUCUUCUGGUCUUUCUCAAUAAUGUUGCAUCAAUCUGUAGGACCGACACGUAGAUCUGCAUCUCUGUCACAAGCAGUGAGUUUGUCUCAACGUGUUCUAAAAAAAAGUGUUUCAGAGCAUCGUGGUGCACAUUUACACAUAAAAAUAGAUCUAAAACAAACCGGCUAGACAGAUUUGUUUGAUCACCGACAGAUCUGGAAGGAAAUACACUCUCUUCACUGCAAAUAAAAAGCAAAAUCUCAAAGUUCUUGUUUUAAUUCUAAAAAUUGAAUCUCAUUUGCACAUUUUUUUUUCAAGCAGUCUGAUCAGAUCUGUAGGACAAUUAACAGCCUCGAAGCAGUUUCGCCUUUUUUUUUGUUUAACUCUUUUUCAUGACAUCAUCUUUAUUUGUUAAUACCACUUAAAGCAAACAUUUAAAAAGAAAAAUCCCAUCAUGAUUUUUAGAAAUGUUCUGCAUGGAUAGAGCUCAUCUGUUCAGUCAAGACGAUUUAAGAAUCAUUAGGUACUGUACACUCAAAACAGUUUAAUUUGAUUUUAUAUUCCAGCACAAAUCGUCUGUUCUUAAUGUGAAUAUAAAUAAGAAUGCUCGUCUCUGCAGAACAUAAAUAGAAACAGGAGCUGAUUAAGUUUGCACAAGAGCCUAUAGAGACAUGAACGCUGAAAUUUGUACUAAAACGAUGCCAAACUGCAGCUGAGAUGAGUUUUUAACGGUUCCAUAUGGAAUGAUAAAUGAUCCUUCAGCACAAAUGCAUGAGAUUCUGUAGGAUUCAUUUAUCAAAGCACAUUUAAACCCCAUAUCAUGACAGAAACUGAGUCAAAGUUUAAAACUGUGGCCAUGACUGGACAAAAUGUCUGUUGUAGUAACGACCUCGCUGCUCCUGAACGUGAAGCUUUUCUCUUAGAUUUAUUUAUUUCUCUGCUUGUGCACUGCCGGUUCCAACACAGCUAUCUCACCCUCUCGCUCCCGGUCGUGGCGAUUAAUGCCUCGACCAACUGCGCACUCGCACUACAAAUAGAAACAAAAUCACUUCUGAUUGUACAGCUCGCUGCUCUGGAUUUGGUUGUCUUAGCUGAAGCUUAACGGCGAAGUGUCUUAGUACUGUACCGCGCGUGUUUGUGUCUUUACACAGUGGCCUAUUAUACCUGGAGUCAUAGAACGAAAAGGCAACAAAUCUCCCCGAUGAGCAUUUUGGUUCAUGGAAUCUUGAGUUCCAGUGUGAAUCAGAACAAUUCAAACAUCUCGGAAGGAUGCUGUUGGCGUUUUAUAUUUUCACAUGAAUGCAACAAACGAAUGUUUCAUGUUUUGCAAAGGUUAAGCCUGUAGCCUUACACCGUGAAACCAAAAACAUCACUACUGCAGCACUGCCAAACUUUUCUAAAUGCACAUUUGUGGAAAGAUUUUUUUUCAGGUAAAAAUAAAGGAACUGUCACCAAUUCAUAAUCUACAAUCAAUAUUUAACCGUACUGUAGAAUAAUUACUGUAGGACGUAAAAUGCCUUAAAACACCAGCAGCUUCUGGUCAUGUGUUAGAUGUGGGGUGUUAGAGCUUUAUUAGUGUUAAUUCUAGUUAUCAUGAUAUGUAAACCAUAGGGAAUGAAUGUAGUUGACAUGCUCUUCUCUUUAAUGUGACAACUUGUGUACUGCUGUAUGACACCAUAUCAAUAAAAACUUGAUUUAACUGGG
Molecule: messenger RNA, 3395 nt
Organism: Austrofundulus limnaeus
Lineage: Eukaryota; Metazoa; Chordata; Actinopteri; Cyprinodontiformes; Rivulidae
Gene: inab
Product: internexin neuronal intermediate filament protein, alpha b
Exons: 3
Coding region: 34-1470 (478 amino acids)
Biological process (GO): intermediate filament organization
Cellular component (GO): postsynaptic intermediate filament cytoskeleton; intermediate filament; cytoplasm
Molecular function (GO): structural constituent of postsynaptic intermediate filament cytoskeleton
Source: RefSeq, a predicted model, not a curated record